Danio aesculapii is the source of this 3521-nucleotide messenger RNA. RefSeq names its product myb-like protein X. The coding region runs from base 116 to 3256 and encodes 1046 amino acids. The record is from RefSeq and is a predicted model, not a curated record. The transcript has 8 exons. Lineage: Eukaryota; Metazoa; Chordata; Actinopteri; Cypriniformes; Danionidae.
ACCAAGCGGUGAGCAUCACACUCUCAUUUUGUCAAGUGGUGGAACAUUGAGUGGAGUGUCUGUCAUGUCUGUAUCAGAUUUUUUCUGUACGAGAAGAAAUUAAAUUUUAAAAAACAUGGACCAAAACAUUGCAGAUUUUCUGACGGAUGCAUUCUCAGAGUCAAACUUUGAGCAUCUACAUUUUGAUGAAGACAUUGCAAUGGCACACAGCGUUGAUGUAUCUGAAGAUACGCCAGAUAUUGAGGACGACGAGAACAGUAACAGAGAAUCCAGUGAAAGUGACUCUGAAGAAGAUGACGACACCGCAGCAGCAAACAACAUAAACACACCUCAAAAUGCGGCAGAUAUGGAGGACGACGACAACAACAGGAACCAAGAAUCCAGAGAAUCAGAGUCUGAAGUAGAUUUAGAGAGUAAAAAUAGGGAACAUUUGCACUCUGAUGAUGACACCACAACAGAACACAGCAUAAACAGACCUCAAAACGCACCAGAUAUGAAGGAUGACAACAACAGUAACCAAGAAUCCAGUGAAUCGGAGUGUGAAGUAGAUUUAGAGAGUAAAAAUAGGGAACAUUUACACUCUGAUGACAAAACCAGAGCAGCAAACAAUGUAAACACACCUCAAAAAGCACCAGAUAUGGAGGAUGACAACAACUGUAACCAAGAAUCCAGUGAAUUGGACUCUGAAUCAGAUUUAGAGUUUGAAAAAAGGGAACAUUUACACACUGAUUAUGACACCGAAGCAGCAAACAAUUUAAAAUCACCUCAAAAUGCACCAGAUAUGGAGGAUGACAACAACAGUGAUCAAGAAUCCAGAGAAUCUGACUCUGAAGUAGAUUUAGAGAGUAAAAAUAGGGAACAUUUACACUCUGAUGACGACACCACAACAGAACACAGCAUAAACACACCUCAAAAUGCACCAGAUAUGAAGGACGAUGAAAGAAAUAACCGAGAGUACAGUGGAACUGAGUUUGACUUAGAUUUGGAGUGUAAAAAUAGAGAAGAGGAAAUUAAAAACCGCUCAGAGAACAAUAGCAACUUCUCAUUAGAUGAGCAAUGCAUGAAGCCAGGAUCUACGCUUGGUGGUUCAUGGGACGACAGCAACUCAGAUGAAAAUAAGACACCGACCCAAGACCAGCAAUUAAGCUUGCGUGAUAAGGGAUGCAGAAAUGAUGGAUUCGAUGAUAUCCAUCAAGCUGAAGAUGACAAUGUGCAGAAAAUGGCCCUUCAAAAAGGAACUCUACUUGAUUUGGAUACAAUGAGCUCUCAUAAGGAGACCACUUCCCAUCUAUUGUCCUACCAGAUGGUGGAUGAACAUGAAAAUGAGAGCUCAGCAUCAGAAGAGAACACGGUGGAGCAGAAAAGCACUGAGGAUCAAGAUCUUAAGCUCUACUGUCUUAGUUCAACAUUGCAAGACUGUGUAGAAUCAAUGGACGGUCAGUCUGGGGAUGAACUGAAAGAGUUUACAGAAGACGAUCUAGAGAGAGAAGAGGAAGGCUUAGCAGAAUUUCCCUCUGAUCUGUCUCGAAGUGAUAGUGGAGACAGUGGUGAAGGUCAAACUAUGGACACCAAGCUAGAUGAUGGCUUAGGUUGGUCAGGUGAGAUGAAGAAAAUGGAAGAACUAACGCUGAGUUACCAAGCUGUAACUUUAAGAAAAGAAGCUGAAGAUGUAAGUGUGGAUCAUGCAGAUGUGCUUGCAUUUGUCAAGAAUGAGGAUCUGUAUAAGACGACCACAUCUAGGAAAUCUGAUGACAUUUUGUUCCAAGCAAAGCAGGACAGUUUUAGAGAUGACGAUUAUAGCAGUGUGAUUUUGAAUGCUGGGGAAAGUUCUGAUUUUGAGAUUGCUGAAAUGGUCCAAUUUAGUUCCAAUGAUUCCUACAAGAAAGAGCAGCCUGAAUAUGUUGGCGAUAUCAGCAGCGAUGUCGACUACUGCAAAAUCCAAGAUGAAAAACCUGAUUUGCCAUUCCAAACAGACAAAAACAAGCCAACUCUCCUGAAACAAGAGCACACCUUCAUUGAGGAUUUCCCAACAGAUGUUGAGCUUGAAGUAGGGGAUGUGCUGGUCACAGAUAGUCAGAAUCCAGAGAGAUGUGAUGUAAUUUCCUCAAGCAUUCAUCCAGGGUCUAAAAAGGAAGGUUCACCUGAGAGACACUCAACUGAAACCAGCAGUAGUAAGUUAGAUUCAUCAGAGGCCAGCAAACCAAAAGAUAACAGUGAAGACAUUACCGUUUUGUUACCUGGAACAUUUUGGUCUGUGAUGGACGAGGACAACCUGAAGUUUGAUGAAUAUGACUGGGACAUUAAUGGGGAAGAAGUGCUCUGUGAUGAAGAGGACAGUCUCCUGGAAGAUCUGGAGAAUGAAGAUGAGGGGUCCGAAAGAGACUGGGAGAAAGAAAAAGAAAGAAUUAAAGCAUUUAACAAAUACUACGACACUGUUGAAGGCGAGGAAAACAGAGAUCGAAGCCACCUAGUGACAUUUUGUUUGGAGCCAAAAUACUCUCUGUAUGAGGAGGAAAGUGACAGCAGUGAGGAGGAUCUUAACACAAAAUGUUGCAUGUAUGAGCCGCAUCCUUCAGAAUCCAGUUCAUUCCAAAACCAAAGCAACAAUGACAACAACAAACAAGUUUCAGACACUUUAGAAAAUAUCAGUGGACUUCUGAAGGAUGAGGACAACGUGAUGCUUGACGAAUACGAUUACGGUAUUGGCGAAGAAGAUUUUUAUAAAACAGACUCAAGGAAGACGAUCCUUGAUGAUGAGGAUGAUUUCUUGGAGAAGUUGAAAAUGGAAAUAGAGAGAGAAAUGCAACAAGAAAGAACUGAAGCGUUAAACAAAUUCUAUGAAGAGUCUGGUAAAGAAAAACAUGAGGUAACAGACAGAAGUCAGAAAGGUCUGUAUGGGCUGCGUCAAGAUUCUCAAAACGAGGAAGACAAUGAGAGCAGUGAACAGGAAUCAUACACAGAAGAUGACACUUCCAGUGCCCUAAGGAUAAAGGACCAAAGUGAUUCUGAUGAACCACAUGAGAGACGCUUGUACACAGGAAGGCACAAAGUUUUAAUAAAAGGUUUACAAAAGGCAGACAAGCAGCUGAACGAACCGCCCAGGAGAAGUAAGUGUGUUUUCCUGCUGCGGUCAGUGUUCGCAUUGAGUCUUGUGACUGUGGUAGGGCUGCUGUCUUACUGCUGGGCAACAGACAACAUGGACUUACUGAAUACAGAUGGAUCUUCCAUAUUCAACAUGAUUCAAAACAGACAAUAAAAGUUUUGCAUGCAUGUAUAUAUGUAACUAUUGCAUAGGACCAUGAAAAAUCUAAACAGAUAAACCAAAAAAAAGCAGACAGGCCAGUAGAGAUAAGACCAACUUUAUUUCCUUACAGGGUGCAGCCUAAUAUUGCAAUGUUUAAACAGUGCUUUGAAAUACAGCUUUGAAAAAUAUUUGCCUUUUAACAUGGUAAUGUCUGUUUUGUUAUGUAAACCACAUUUAGAUAUAAUGUUUCUCUUUUUUAUUAAAAAAGUGACAUAUC